GGGCAGGAGAUUGCUGGGGAGAAGUAGUCCGCUGGAGUCAGUAUAGUUUGAGCCAUCGAAUAUUUGUGUACGCCUCCUCUCAGUGAGACAUGAAGGAAGACAAGGAGAACACUAAGCCCAAGGAAAGGAGAGCGGAGCUGACUGGGUUGGAGGAUGGGGACAAGCCUGAGAAGGUGAAGGAGAAAAAGGAAGUCAUGAGCAAGGUAGUGAUUCGUCGCCUGCCACCAAGUCUUACCAAAGAGCAGCUGGAAGAGCAUCUGCAACCUCUGCCAGACCACGAUUAUUUUGAGUUUUUUGCAAAUGACUCCAGCUUAUUUCCUCAUAUGUACUCGAGGGCAUACAUUAAUUUUAAAAGUCAAGAGGACAUCAUGUUGUUUAGAGAUCGUUUUGAUGGCUAUGUGUUCAUCGAUCACAGAGGUCAGGAAUAUCCGGCAGUUGUGGAAUUUGCACCUUUUCAAAAAGUGGCUAAAAAGAAAAGCAAGAAAAAGGAUUCCAAGAUUGGCACUAUAGAGGAAGAUCCAGAAUACAAAAAGUUUUUAGACUCGUACAAUUUGGAUGAAGAGAAGCUGACUUCUACCCCGGAAACUUUGCUGGAGGAAAUUGAGGCAAAGAAUAAAGAAAUGAUAGCCAAGAAGACUACUCCACUGUUAAGCUUUUUAAAAAAUAGACAGAGACUAAGAGAUGAAAAGCGUGAAGAGAGAAGGAGGAGAGAGUUAGAGCGGAAAAGACAACGUGAAGAAGAAAGAAGGAAGUGGAAAGAGGAUGAGAGAAGGAAAAGGAAAGAUACAGAAAAGCAAAAGAAGUAUGAAAAAACUCCAGAGAAAGAAUCGGAAAGAUCAAAAGAUGAACCUAAAAUUAAGGUAUUGCCAAAUCUUGCACAGAAAUUGAACAAGGAAAAUCUGCUUAGGAAACCUGAAAAAGAUGAUGAGCACAAUUCAGAGAAGAAGUUUAAGGGCAAAAAAAUAGAGAAGGAGACUGUGCGGGAAGAUCGCAGCUCAGCAGGAAAGAGAAUGGAUGGUGACCACGGAGAGAAGGGCAAAAGAUGUGAAGAUGAAUACGUAAAAGAUUACAGAGACAAAGAUUACAGAGACAAAGAUUAUGAGCAAGAGCGGCGUACAAGAAGAGAGAAAGAGAAGCACCAUUAUGAAGAAGAGCGCAGAAAGCAAAGGGAUCGUUAUGAAAAGGACCGAAGUUUCCGGAGAAGAGAGGAUGACUACAGGAAGGAUCGGGAAGUGGUCAGAGAGAGGACAAGGAAGGAGGCUGGUGAAAAUCAGCAAUCUACUGAUAAAAGUGAGCGCCAGUCCCGAGAGGAGAAGAAAGAAGAUGCAGCCAAGAGAGAUCGGAUAAGGAACAAGGAUCGCCCAGCAAUGCAGCUGUACCAACCUGGGACAAGGAGCAGAAGCCGACUAACGCAGUGCGACGACGAGAGUCCAGCCAAAUCCAGCGAUCCGUCCGAGAAGAAACAUGAGGGUGAGACCAGUGAUCAGCAAAAAGAGGAGUAAGGAACUGGAAGAUGUGAAGUGUCCUGCCCGUCAUGACAACCAAAGAAAACAAA
This is a messenger RNA of Nanorana parkeri, 1555 nucleotides long. It is a transcript of the gene UPF3B, whose product is annotated as UPF3 regulator of nonsense transcripts homolog B (yeast). The transcript has 11 exons. The record is from RefSeq and is a predicted model, not a curated record. Gene Ontology annotation, biological process: nuclear-transcribed mRNA catabolic process, nonsense-mediated decay; positive regulation of translation. The coding region runs from base 90 to 1502 and encodes 470 amino acids. Gene Ontology annotation, molecular function: mRNA binding. Gene Ontology annotation, cellular component: nucleolus; cytoplasm. NCBI's taxonomy places the organism in Eukaryota, Metazoa, Chordata, Amphibia, Anura, Dicroglossidae.